Molecule: messenger RNA, 741 nt
Organism: Quercus robur (English oak)
Lineage: Eukaryota; Viridiplantae; Streptophyta; Magnoliopsida; Fagales; Fagaceae
Exons: 1
Coding region: 1-741 (246 amino acids)
Source: RefSeq, a predicted model, not a curated record
AUGGCGUUCAAAGAGCCGAUUCACAAAAUUCUAGAUCGGAUUAAGAAUGAGUCGUUUUUCAGGUGGUCCAACAAGAUGGGGGGGGACCCAUCUUGGAGGAAUCAAAACUUGUACUGCACAUACCACAGAGAUAAAGGACACACCACCGAGCAGUGCCGAGUAUUAAAAGAUCAUCUGGGGCAACUAGUAAAGGCAAGGUACUUGAAAGAGUUCGUAGUGGAUUUUAGUAAUCGAGAUGUCGACCAGGGUGCUCAGCAGAAAGGGAAUCCCCUCCUGCCACCGUUGGGAGUGAUCGAGGUCAUCCACGCUGCCCCGAGGAGUGCGGUCACAAUUAGGAGAGUAUUAACAGUGGCCUGCGCGAAAGGAAAAUCACCCGAGAAAAGGAUGAAAGUUGGUUGGAUGGCAAUCUCUUUUGACGAGGAAGAUCUGGAGGGGACGAUCCAACCUCAUGAUAAUGCGUUGGUAGUAACAGCACGGAUAAACGGCUUCUUGGUGAAAAGAAUGAUGAUAGACCAAGGAAGCGGAGCUAAUGUAAUGUACCUAGAUUUGUUUGAGGGACUCGGAUUAAAAAAUCAGGACUUGGUGAAAUAUGAUAUGCCGCUGGUCUCGUUUGACGGGAGAGUGGUAAUCCCCGAAGGUCAAAUUUCUCUCUCGGUGAAUAUGGAAGGCAAGGAAGUGAUGGUGACCUUCAUAGUAGUCAAAUCGUUCUCACUGUACACAGCAAUCCUAGGAAGGUCGUGA